Messenger RNA from Sphaeramia orbicularis (orbiculate cardinalfish), 3332 nucleotides. It is a transcript of the gene slc25a23a, whose product is annotated as solute carrier family 25 member 23a. The transcript is spliced from 11 exons. NCBI's taxonomy places the organism in Eukaryota, Metazoa, Chordata, Actinopteri, Kurtiformes, Apogonidae. The record is from RefSeq and is a predicted model, not a curated record. Gene Ontology annotation, biological process: transmembrane transport. Gene Ontology annotation, cellular component: mitochondrial inner membrane. Bases 835 to 2361 code for a protein of 508 amino acids. Gene Ontology annotation, molecular function: calcium ion binding.
AGUCUCCACUGCUCCUGAUCCCUGCCCAUGUUACAACUGUCCCCAGCCUCCCCUAUUUUUACUGUUUAUCAGGAGGAAAUCAGCCCCGUUCCAUCAGUGUUCAGACACAGUAUUUGUAAAUAGAUACAGUGUUCAUUCUUCACACCCACAGCUCACUCAGUCCGUCCCCACUCGUGGACCUGACAGCAGACUCACUCCACCGCCCGUGGGAGGAGGGCAUGUGUCCGUGUCGCUUCCUGUUUCCUCAGUAGGAGCCGUCGUGAAACCUUCAAGACGGAUCAAGAUCGAUUGCUCUGAUCUCCAGUCCUGUGGACCCCCAGGGACCCGCAGACCCUGGUCCGCUGUCAGAUCUGGUUUUUGGACGGAGUCGGUCAGAUCCAGAUCCAUGUACCCGUGUCCCGGAGGUUCCAGAGUCCAGAUCUUGUGCAUCCCACCAUGGGCGGGUUUGGAGGUAAACACCACUGUGAGUGACAACAUGCACAGUGUUGGAACUAACUGCGGUAUGUGGAUCAGAUUUAACCCGACUGUUCACAGUUUAGGGGCAUCGAACUGAUCAGCGUCGAUUUAUGGAAACAGUGACUCAAAAUACAGGAAUAAUCUGAGGGGUUUUACUUCCACAGUGUUUAAGAAACCACAGACCCACUGGACCAUAGGAGGAAUAUGGUGAAAUUCAAAGUAACAACAGUGGACAUGAAAAUGGCUGCAUGAAAGUCAGAGGAUACGCAUGAACCACAACAGCAGAGCCGUCUGACAGCUCCACAUGACAGGAUUAUUUAUUAUUGCAUGAGUUUGACAUCCUGAUGUCCAUGCGUCUGGUCAGCAGACCCUGAUGCUAUGGGAUCCCAUCACUUGACCUGGCUCCCCUGGGUGCAUUGCCAGGACCAUGGAUAUGCUGGUUCUGGUUCUGGUUCUAGUUCUGGUUCUAGUUCUGGUUCUAGUUCUGGUUCGGAUGAGGACAGGCAGAAGCGCUGGGCCGAGCUGUUCGAUCAGCUGGACCUCAACAAAGAUGGACGCAUUGACAUUUCUGAGCUGCGGACGGGGCUGGCAGGGAGAGGACUUUCACGGGGAACCUUGGAGAGGAUUGUGGAGGCAGGAGACACCAACCAGGAUGGAGUACUGGACUUCGAGGAGUUCAGCCAGUAUCUCCGCAGCCACGAAAAACAGCUCAAACUCAUGUUUCGCAGCCUGGACAGAAACAAUGACGGUCAGAUAGAUGCAGCAGAGAUCCAGCAUUCACUACACACCAUCGGCGUCAACAUUAGCCUCAAGGACGCCACCAGGAUUUUGAAAAGUAUGGACAAGGACGGCACCAUGACUAUUGACUGGAAUGAGUGGCGUGACUACUUCCUGUUUAACUCGCUCUCUAACAUGGAAGAUGUGGCACGCUACUGGAAACGCUCAGUGAUGCUGGAUAUAGGUGAGCAGCUGACGGUUCCUGAUGAAUUUUCAGAAGAGGAGAAGGAGUCUGGUUACGUUUGGCGGCAGCUGAUGGCUGGAGCCAUGGCUGGAUGUGUGGCUCGGACUGGAACGGCCCCCUUAGACCGCCUCAAAGUAUUUCGGCAGGUCCAUGGUUCUGCUGUGUUCAGAGGGAACGUACUUAGUGGUUUUCAGCAUAUGUUGAAUGAGGGAGGACCGUGGUCAUUGUGGAGGGGCAAUGGUGUAAAUGUUCUCAAAAUUGCCCCAGAAACUGCGAUCAAGUUCACAGCUUAUGAAGAGAUUAAACACAUGAUGCGAGGCAGCGAUCAGACGAGAAAUCUAAGAGUUUAUGAACGGUUUCUUGCUGGUUCUUUGGCUGGAGCCAUAGCACAGACGACAAUCUACCCGAUGGAGGUGCUUAAGACACGUCUCACACUAAGGAAUACAGGCCAAUACUCAGGACUUGUCGACUGUGCUAAACAGAUCCUACAGAAAGAGGGUAUCAUGGCCUUCUACAAGGGCUACAUACCCAACAUGCUCAGUAUUAUCCCAUAUGCUGGCAUCGAUCUGGCUGUCUAUGAGACUCUGAAGUUUUCCUGGCUGAACAGGAAUACAGGUUUAGCUGACCCAGGGGUGAUGGUUCUGGUCGGCUGCGGUGCUGUCUCCAGCACAUGUGGACAGCUGGCAAGCUACCCACUGGCACUGAUCCGCACCAGAAUGCAGGCACAAGCAUCAUUGAAAGGAGACCCUAAGCCAUCUAUGUUGGCCCUGGUUCGUAACAUUGUGAUCCAGGAAGGAGUGUUUGGACUUUACAGAGGAAUUUCUCCCAACUUACUGAAGGUCAUCCCUGCUGUCACCAUGUCCUACGUAGUCUACGAAUACACAAGGAUCCUCCUGGGAGUGGACAUUGAGGGUAGGAGAGGAGGAAAAGCAAAGGAUGUUUGAAGUGGAAUGUUUUUAUCUCCAAACACGUCAACAAAUGCUCUGGCAGCGCAUGAGGAAAUGUGCCAUAGCUGUGUGUGAGUCUAUCACACCUCUCGACAGAAGUAUCUUGCAACGAUGCUGAUGGGGUGAGAGGAUAAAAAACAAACCAUGGAAGAAACAGAAAAAAUAAGAACACAUCAGCAUUAAUUCAUAUUUUUGAAAAACUCACAUUUUCUUACAUUUCUCACGUGAUGAGUUUCCCGUGUGAUACUGCAUUACAAUGCAUGCCUGAAGUUACUGAUUGUGUGGAAGCUAACCAACUAUCCCACUGCUACUGCACUGAGUUGAUGAAGACUUGCAUGGACUUGACAAUUUCCCAGCAAACAGAUAAAAGUAUACCUUGGAGCAAUGCUUUACAUUCCUUCACUGCUUAAAAGCCACAAAAAAAGCAGAAUCUUUUUUUUUCCCCUCCCAGGUCGAAUAUAGAAAAGACUGAUCAAGCUGGUCCCAUUUCCUGUUCUCUAAAUGAGGAGCUGCACAAUCAGGCAUUUAAGGAACAUGCUGCAAGUGUUAGGAAUACUAAAGCACAGCAAUAAUUACCGACACAACUACAGAAAGUUACUGAAUUCAUGGACAUGAAUGGACUUGACUACAGAAAGGAUUGCUAUUGAAAAAAGUGCACCAAAGAACUUUAUAAAUGAAAGAAAUGAAGCUACCAAAGCUAAAUAACAAAAUGCAGGUAAUUAUCUCUAACAUGCUCACGUUUUAUGAGUCUGGUCAGCAAGGGGAGAUUGUUUCUGUCUGUUACUAUUUAAAAACCCUGAGGCGGCUGGUACCACACACUGUACACAGCCUUUAUCAGAUCUGUACACGUACAGUAAUGGUUUUGAUUGACUGAAGUGACCUAUGUAUGUCACAAAAGACAGUGUAAUGUAAUGAACUUUUUAAUAUGUAAAUUAUGUGCAAAUAAAUGCAUGCUUGGUGCUGCUUUU